GGUCUGAACUAUCAGGGUUUCCGGACAGACAUAUGUGUUAACAACCCCGGCCUUUUGCAAUCCGUCACAUUUUUCCGACAUUGGCCGAAUCUGAGAUCGGGAAUCAUCGGUGAACGGAAACAAAAGCAUUGAAAGGAGAGAUUCUAUUGAAAUGAAAUUCUAUUUGUGGCGAUCUUGAUGCAGGCAUCCUCCAGCAAAUUCUGCAGAUCAAUAACUCUUCCUCGCUCCGACCAGCUUUGCAUCCGAUCGAUCGAUUGACUGACUGAGCAUGCGCGGGAUCGAAGAAGGAGUAUGGCGGACGGUCUUCCUCCCGUGAUACCAGUUGGUUGCGAGAGUGACCCCUGACUUGUUUAGGCUAUGUCCUAUUAACGUGGAAGCUUCAUUCGACGCUUGUCAGUCACAGUUCCGUCGUUGGCCAUCAGGUACUGCUCACUCAACCACGCUCAGCAGGACAGAGGCCUUGAAACAGAAGCUGACGACUCUAAUAGACGACCUAUUCUCGUGCAGUAUUUACACAGCAUCUCGUUCCUGCCACUGCCUCUCUUUCCCGCCAUUUCCUACAGCAGACGACGAGGAGCAGACGUCACUGUUAAACACAUCUACUACCGCGACGUCGAUGUAAAACUUGAAGACGGCUUUCUUUGCUCUCUGCAUGGAACCAAUGCGUGUCAAUUGAAAGGCAGCUAACGUGUCCGUCUGUCUGCUUCAACGUUUGUUCAUCACUGAUUAAGGAAUCAUUAAAUUAUAGAACAUUAUAGAACCGACUUAUAUUAAUCACGUAAACAGUUCAAUUGGAAGAAUUAAGGUUCAGAGGCAAGAACUGAAGAAACGCAGAAGAAGUCAUCAGCUCAUUGUUCCCCUGAGCAUCAACCCACAGCACCACCUGUUGCCCCACCUGUUGCGCCACUCCCUCUCCAUGAUGAUCCGACUGGUAGUAACCGCCGUCUACAUCGUCUCCGGCUUCCACGCCUUCUUCGGGUUACUUAGCGUUGUCGUCGGUGUCAUAUCCAGCAUCAAGGCAGAGGUGUGGCUUGCCCACAGUGUAUCGCCCAUAUGGAGCGGGGGAUUUUUUAUCAUAACUGGCACACUUGGGGUCCUGUGCGCAAGAAAGAAGUCAUCUUACGUGAUAAUGUGCUUCACUGCCUUCUCAGUGGUUUCCCUAGUAACGGCUGUGGUCAGCAUCCAGCUGCUGAGACUCGGUCUGGUCAACCACACGACGGACGGACACACCUUUCAGAAAGAGAACAAGGACAUUCUCAUCUUCGUUGCCCUGGCAACGGCGGGGUCCGAGUGUCUAGUGUGCCUUAUCUCCAGCGCCCUGAGUUGCCGUAUAGCGAAGGUUGCCAAGGAGGAGAUGUGUAAACGGCGAGAGGGCAUGUUCCAUGUUAAGGUAUUAGGUCAAAAGGAUAUCGUAGUAGUAACCCGACCCUUCACUCAAAAUGAAGACGUCACCGCUGUGUGAGCUUUACGUCAUCACUUCCUGCACCGCUCUCCCUGCCUCUCCUCGCCUCUGCCACCCGGUUCAACAGAACACUGACCUCUUCCUUUAGUGAUGACGUCACCACCCAUCCUCCAUGUCCCGAAAAAGUUGUGUCUGUUAGACUUCUGUGACGUCAGUCCGUCCGUUCCCGUCAAGCUCCUGCUGCUGCUUCUUGUGUGCCCUGUGUUCCUCAGCAUCUCCCAGUGUCGCUGUAUAUGUAUGUUUUCCACACAGGAGGAUGGGGAAGAUGAGGAGGGGGAGGGAGGCGGUGACGAUAACCCAACGACGCUGGCCGGUCACGUGACCAAUUCACAGCCUCUAGAGGAGGGGGGAGUGGAACUGGACAUUAUGUCUCCAAGAACUGCCGAUAGAACGCAGAAAGAGAGGACACCUUUUGAUAUCCGAGAAAUCGUGAAGGAGUGUCAGUCGGACUCUAAUUAUGAGAACCAGCGCGGCGAAACAACGUGUGACAUACACACGCCGUUCUAUGUGACCAACAUACAGGAACCAUCGCAGAGAUUGUGGGACCUGGGUAACGCCCAGAGAUACAUUUGCACAGAGCCUGUCAGUCUCUUCGGGGGAGGUAACUCGAGCAGAGACUCCAUCCUUCCCAGUAUCCAGUCCUGACACCAGCAGUAAUAAGAACAAAGGGGAGAUAACCCGUCUCGGAGAGAAGCAAUGGAGAAAAAUGCAAUACAAGUAGAGACUAUGACCUGUGAUUUUAGGAAAGGUGCCAAAUUUCCCUGAUUUGCCAAAUAAUAACAUUACAAGGGAGUGGUCGAAACUUCUAUAAACAGCAAUUCAACCAUCGUUGCGUGUCCAUGCGGGGUCGGUGAGACUCUGAACACUCAAUAAUCCAUGAACCUUACGAAGCUCAGAGGCAAUAUUUGCAAUAGGAAUCGUUAAGCAUGUGCUUUGCAUGGCUGGGACUCUCGUGUGCUUUGUUCAUUGAUAUUCACACUUUCAUGUUCAGAAACUGUUUCAUUUCAAGCAGAUUACGUCACAGUUCGUAAUGUGUAGGAAACAUCGUCAUGAAACAUCAUAGUAUUUUGGCAGAUGCGUUUUUUGCACGAAGUAAUCAAUAUAUAUGCAGUGCUUUUAUUCUCUUGUCUUUGAAUUUAGCAUGACAAUUCACAACGCCAGGUAAUACCGCAGAAUUUGAGGAGGUGAAAAGCUUUGAUAUUUUACCAUAUAUAAUAUUUUUUCUUCUUUUCAAUGGGGAUAUCCUUGCACCAUGUGAUGGGUGAAGUGGCAUGUGAUUGGUGAAUCGUGAUCACGUGUUUCAUAUGUUAUUUGGUGCAUGAGGCAUGCCACUCGACUGUUGUGUUGUUAUAUAGUUUUAGUUAAAACGUAGCCCGUUAUGUCACCUAUUUUAAAAGAAACAAACGUGUAUGAAGUGAGAUAUGAUUAAAAUGUAUAGAGGCUA
This is a messenger RNA of Haliotis rufescens (red abalone), 2906 nucleotides long. RefSeq names its product transmembrane protein 196-like. Bases 917 to 1462 code for a protein of 181 amino acids. The record is from RefSeq and is a predicted model, not a curated record. Gene Ontology annotation, cellular component: membrane. The transcript is spliced from 4 exons. NCBI's taxonomy places the organism in Eukaryota, Metazoa, Mollusca, Gastropoda, Lepetellida, Haliotidae.